CCCGCAUCGGCGCCGUCCCUCCACGGCCGCUGGUCCAGGCGCUCGGCUCCCUACCCGCUGCGCGGCCCCCGCCCCCAGCAUUAGCUGGGUGGCAUGAGUUUCCAUCAGCUCCUCCUCCGAGCCUCCUGGGGAGCCAAGAUCUCCUCUUCCCAUUUAAAUGCUGCAGGAGUUAUGGUUUAGUUGUUGUUGUUGUUGUUGAUUUUAGUGUUUAGUAUUAGUGUUAGGAGUAGAUUAUUGUUCGUAUUUUAGAGUUAGGCAUAGGUUACUUGUAGUCUUUUAGUGUUAGGCAUAGGUUCCUGUUCUUAUGUUAGAGUUAGGCAUAGGUUACUUGUAGUCUUUUAGUGUUAGGCAUAGGUUCCUGUUCAUACUUGACAGUUAGGGGUCGAUUGCUGGUGUCAGGUGGCAGUGAGCAGCGCUCACUCGACCGUCGAGGAGCAGAGUGUGAGUGGCUGCGCCAUUGCGUUGGGCCUCAGGAGAACAGUGUGUGACUGUGUGUGGAGCGUCCUGCGUGGCCGUUGCCAGAAAGCAGCCUCCUGGAGAGCAGCAGAGCAGCAGGCUGUCUGCGCUAUGGCCGCUGAAGUGCAUUUCUCGGCCCCGGAGAUCCCUGAGCCCACGCUGAUGGAGAACGUGCUGCGCUGCGGCCUCUUCUUUGGAGCCGUUUUGCAGCUUGUGUGCGUGUGGGCCAUAACCCUGCCAGUUGCCAAGUGCCCAGAGACAACCGUCGAGGAGCAGAGUGUGAGUGGCUGCGCCAUUGCGUUGGGCCUCAGGAGAACAGUGUGUGACUGUGUGUGGAGCGUCCUGCGUGGCCGUUGCCAGAAAGCAGCCUCCUGGAGAGCAGCAGAGCAGCAGGCUGUCUGCGCUAUGGCCGCUGAAGUGCAUUUCUCGGCCCCGGAGAUCCCUGAGCCCACGCUGAUGGAGAACGUGCUGCGCUGCGGCCUCUUCUUUGGAGCCGUUUUGCAGCUUGUGUGCGUGUGGGCCAUAACCCUGCCAGUUGCCAAGUGCCCAGAGACAACCGUCGAGGAGCAGAGUGUGAGUGGCUGCGCCAUUGCGUUGGGCCUCAGGAGAACAGUGUGUGACUGUGUGUGGAGCGUCCUGCGUGGCCGUUGCCAGAAAGCAGCCUCCUGGAGAGCAGCAGAGCAGCAGGCUGUCUGCGCUAUGGCCGCUGAAGUGCAUUUCUCGGCCCCGGAGAUCCCUGAGCCCACGCUGAUGGAGAACGUGCUGCGCUGCGGCCUCUUCUUUGGAGCCGUUUUGCAGCUUGUGUGCGUGUGGGCCAUAACCCUGCCAGUUGCCAAGUGCCCAGAGACAACCGUCGAGGAGCAGAGUGUGAGUGGCUGCGCCAUUGCGUUGGGCCUCAGGAGAACAGUGUGUGACUGUGUGUGGAGCGUCCUGCGUGGCCGUUGCCAGAAAGCAGCCUCCUGGAGAGCAGCAGAGCAGCAGGCUGUCUGCGCUAUGGCCGCUGAAGUGCAUUUCUCGGCCCCGGAGAUCCCUGAGCCCACGCUGAUGGAGAACGUGCUGCGCUGCGGCCUCUUCUUUGGAGCCGUUUUGCAGCUUGUGUGCGUGUGGGCCAUAACCCUGCCAGUUGCCAAGUGCCCAGAGACAGACUGGCACAGUCUUGGGACUCGGUCUGGCGAGCCAGUGAAGAAAGCCAAGGCAAGUGCUGCUCUGCUGAGGAAGAAAGCCCAGAAGGAGAGCAGAAAGAACCGAGCAGGGCUUGAGCGAGAAGGCCCACAGGACACUGGGAUCAGCUGCAAUGCUUCCUCGGAGGUGGCACCAAAGGCAGCGCACUGAGUCAGCGUCCGGUUUUGUGGCACGGCCGUGCUUUCCCUGUGACGGACAGUGCAGCGGAGCUGAGGCACCUGGAAGGGAAGGGCUUGUGCUGCAUUCCAAGCAAGGAGGGCUUGCCAGAGGCAGGUCUUCAUCUAUGGCAAGAGAUGGAGAGGCUGUGUUCCUUCAGGCUGCGUCUCUUCAGGGCCAGGGCCGGUCUAGUGUGAGAUUGAAGUACGGCUAGCCGGGCCUGGAGGGAGAGGAGCUGACGUAGCCACAGGGUCAGGCUUCUCCUUGUGUCUGCCUGGAGGCUGAUUGACUCCUUGCUAAGCAGAAACCCUGGGCGCUGGGGUUUCAUUUUGGGCUGUGUUGAUAGAAAUACAAGCCAGAGCCUUUUGUACUGAAUAAAAGCGAAACCGACUUUUUCCACA
Tympanuchus pallidicinctus (lesser prairie-chicken) is the source of this 2195-nucleotide messenger RNA. RefSeq lists its product as uncharacterized. Bases 568 to 1788 code for a protein of 406 amino acids. The record is from RefSeq and is a predicted model, not a curated record. Lineage: Eukaryota; Metazoa; Chordata; Aves; Galliformes; Phasianidae. Gene Ontology annotation, cellular component: membrane. The transcript has 10 exons.